This is a messenger RNA of Fusarium fujikuroi IMI 58289, 1569 nucleotides long. RefSeq names its product related to HNM1-Choline permease. Gene Ontology annotation, cellular component: membrane. Gene Ontology annotation, molecular function: transmembrane transporter activity. The transcript is spliced from 7 exons. Bases 1 to 1569 code for a protein of 522 amino acids. The record is from RefSeq and is a predicted model, not a curated record. Lineage: Eukaryota; Fungi; Ascomycota; Sordariomycetes; Hypocreales; Nectriaceae. Gene Ontology annotation, biological process: transmembrane transport.
AUGGAUAAAAAGUCCUCCGAAGAUCUUGAUCGGGUCGCGCCCCUUGACCGUACCCCCUCAGUUAGCAAGGGGUCCAUCAUCGACGCGGACGACAGGCGUCUUCGCGCUCAGGGACACAAAGCCGAACUCGAGAGAUCUUUCUCCUGGUUGGGUGCACUUUCUCUGGCUUACAGUAUCUCGAACUCGUGGCUCACAUACGCUUCGUCCUUUGGCCUCGUGCUCAUCUACGGAGGCGACGUCACUACUUUGUUUGCCCUCCUUAUCGCCGCUGCCGCUCAGUGGAUCGUCUUCCUCGGCUUGGCUGAACUAUGCUCCGCGUUUCCGUCUUCUGGUGGCCAAUACCACUUUACGUAUAUCAUCGCGUCGCCUAAAACGCGUAACUUUGGCGCCUAUGUCACAGGGUCGAUCAAUAUCCUUGCGUGGUGGAUCACCACAUGCUCGGGUCUGAUCUAUACAGCCAUUUCUGCCUUUGGGUGCGCUGCGGCAUGGUUUCCUGAUUUCGCACAACAGAGAUAUCAAGUCUAUCUCUGUUACCUGGGUGUGACUGUGCUAUCGCUGAUCCCGAUUUAUACGAUCAAGCAGCGAUAUCUCGACUUCAUGACCGAAUCGACUACGGGCUUCUCCCUCAUUGGAAUGGUACUCACCAUUGCAGUAUGCUUAGGCAUGGCUGAUGGAGAUUACGCCCCGGGUACAAUUUUACUCGAGAACCGUGGCAUCAGCGGCUGGAAUACUGGUACAGGCUGGCUCCUCUCCAUUGCUGCUGCCCUAUACUGCUUCGCUGCAAAUGGUGCUGUUACACAUAUCGCCGAGGAGUUGCCUAACCCAGGCCGCAAGCUUCCUCAGGUCCUGAAUAUGAGUAUGGUCAUGGGUAUUGUCAUUGUUAUCCCGUGGACCGUUGCCAUGCUCUUUUCCAUCAAGGACAUGUCCGCCGUCCAGAGCUCCUUUCUCCCAAGCUUUGAAGUCUUUUACCAAGCCACUGGGAGCAAGGCUGCUGCCACUGGUCUGCAAGCUUACCUAACGUUCCUUUACUAUACGUGCAUCCCAAGCCAGUGGGUGACCUGCAGCCGCAUCACCUGGGCAUUUGCUCGCGACCAAGGACUUCCUUUCGCUGAAUACUGGCAGCAUAUUGAUCCUAAGCGAGGUAUUCCCUGGAGAACGACUCUUCUUUCAGCUGCAUUCUGUGCUCUCUACGGCUUGAUCUACGUCGCCAGCACAACAGCGUUCAACUCAAUCAUCAACGCAACCUGCCUGAUGCUGAAUCUCUCAUACGUUAUCCCCCAGGGAGUCUUGCUUACACAAGGCCGCGAUAAGCUGCAAAAGCGUGCUUUCAGUCUUGGUAAGUUUGGUUAUGUAGUAAAUCUGUACUCGGUCGUGUUUAUGAUUGUCAUUGGUGUUGUGUUCUGCCUUCCGCAGACCAACCCAACAACUGCGGGCUCCAUGAACUACAAUGCACCCGUCGUUGUUGGUCUCUUCACGAUCGUUUGCCUUCUGUGGAUUGAGCGACGAUCUAAGUUCAAUGGCCCUCACAUCGAUUGGGACUUACUCAACGAAGCUCACGAAGAGGAAUGA